Molecule: messenger RNA, 1828 nt
Organism: Lepus europaeus (European hare)
Lineage: Eukaryota; Metazoa; Chordata; Mammalia; Lagomorpha; Leporidae
Gene: SHISA5
Product: shisa family member 5
Exons: 6
Coding region: 53-775 (240 amino acids)
Biological process (GO): positive regulation of canonical NF-kappaB signal transduction
Cellular component (GO): endoplasmic reticulum
Source: RefSeq, a predicted model, not a curated record
CCUCGACCCGGAGCUUGCGUCCGUGCGCCCGUCUGUGCGCCCACCGUCAGCCAUGGCCCCGCGGGCCCCCGCGCCUCGGACGCUGCUGCUGCUGCUGUUGUCGAUGCUGCCGCCGCCUCCGGGAGCUUGCGGAGAGGUGUGCGUGGCGUCCCGUGGAGGAACCCCGGCCCCUGACUUCUGUCCUGAUUUCUGCUGUGGCGCCUGUGACACCCAGUACUGCUGCUCGGACGUGCUCAAGAAGUUGGUGUGGAACGAGGAAGCAUGUGCUGGGCCUGAGACCAGUGCCCCCACCAAUACGGAGCCGCUGGAGCAGUUGGGCUCGGCGCUGAGGUUUCGGUCCAGCUUCGACACUGACCCCAUGUCAGGGUUCGGCGCGACAGUGGCCAUCGGCCUGACCAUCUUCGUGCUCUCUGUUGUCACCAUCAUCAUCUGCUUCACCUGCUCCUGCUGCUGUUUGUACAAGAUGUGCCGCCGGCCGCGCCCGGUUGUCACCACCACCACGGCCACCACGGUGGUGCACGCCCCUUACCCACAGCCUCCAAGUGCACCACCCAGCUACCCUGGACCAACAUACCAGAGCUACCACCCGAUGCCCUCCCAGCCCGGCGUGCCGGUGGCCCCCUAUCCGACGCAGUACCCGCCCCCGUACCCGGCCCAGCCCAUGGGCCCGCCUGCUUACCACGAGACGCUGGCUGGAGGAGCAGCUACGCCCUACCUUGCCAGCCAGCCGCCCUACAACCCGGCCUACACGGAUCCCCCAAGAGCAGUCCCCUGAGCCGGGCCCCACCGCCCUGGCUGCCAUGGUUCUCUACUGCCCUGUGUGCGUGGUGUGUGUCCUGGCCACCCGCCGUGCUGCUUCUGAUGCUGACAAGGUGGGGAGCAAUUCUUGCCAGGGUGGGCUGGGUCCAGACGUUGUUCUUUUCCUCACUUGAAGUUAUGCUCCCUGCAAUCUAAGCCAAAUUUAAAGAACCAAGGGGGAUCUCUUUUCUGGCUCUCCCUGGGCAGCCACGCUAGGAGAGUGCAGUUUUUCGUGGACACAACGCACACAUGUCCUGGAUUGCACAGUGGCGAGCUGCUGCUCGAGGCUGGGGUUCAGCCCCAGAGUUUCGGUGCCUUUUGCAGGGCCACGGCCAGGACGGAGGCAGGGUGGGUGGUGGUGCUUGGGCCCUGGCCCAAUAGGCUCUCUGUCUUUUGAGAAGAGAUUCACUGUUGCUCCCUGGAGCCUGCACUGCACCUGUGGGGGUCUGGCAGCCAAAGCACCUCCACCAGAGCUCCACCCAUUUGACCGCUAUCUGCCUGGACUGUCUCAGCCGCCCUCCCUGGGGCCACCUGGAGGGCUACGUCCCCUCAUGGCUCUGACAGCUCCGGGGAGGUGUCUGUGGCCGGGCCAGACCCCCGCCCCAGGUGAGCAGACUGGCCUCUGUCCACCCCCACACUCAGGUCUCCUCCCUGCAGUGUUUCUGUUCUCCUGUAGCUGGCUCCCAUUUUCUGUUUUAAAAUAAGUGAUGGUUGACGUGAGGCUGAAACCCCUGGGUGCUAGAGGGAAACUGGCUGAGAGGAGAGGGACAGUCCGACCUCUGAAAGUGCUGCCUCCCCCAAAACCUCCAACUCCAGUACCUGAGUCCACAGCUUGUCCUGGCAGCAGGCACAGCUGGGCCAAGGGGCCCUCUGGACCAAAAGUGGAAGGCCAGGCCUGGCUGGCAGCUCUGGCCCAGACACGGAUACCUCGGUGUUCUGCUCCUUGUUCCUGUUUCACAUCUGUCUUUGCUUUUGAUGUAUUUGAGUCUAGGGUCUGUACCCUUCUUUAUAAUAAAUGCGAACAUUUGGA